CUUUGGCUGCGGACGUGGUGGUUCUAUUACCAUAACCUUAUUUCGCCAUGCGUCGAGCUCGAGAUUCAUGGUCGAGAUUCGUCUUCAGUAUUUGACUUUUAAAUUUUUUUUUCAUGUCUCUAACUUUGGCAACCGAACUUUCAGCAAUUUCGAUAUCAUAGUGUGAUUUGGUGAUAAUUUCUCGUGAUGAAUUAUAACAGAUAUGUGACCUUCAGGUUGAGCGCACUCAAGAUUUACCGACUCGACCACUUUACCUUUACCACGUGAAAUUCGCGAAUUGAACAGGCCAAGCAUGAAAUUGAAUCACAUAGUAUCAAAAUUUCCGUGAUUAAUACUCUGAAUAUGAUCGGUAAAAGUUUGUUCCCAAUUUUUCCUCAGCAGAGUAAAUUGUUUUUUCACAUCAGGCAGUUCACAAAUUGGAAACAGCUGCUGGUAUGUAGUAGAAUCUUAACCCAUUCAAGGACCGCUAUCUCCGCCUCAACUUCCUCCUCUAAAGACUCAAUCCAUGGGGCCAAGCCAGUCAAACUAGCCUACACUUCAUAUGAGUCCACUGAUCCAAUAAUCACCAACUCUACUCCUGUCAUCAUUUUACAUGGACUACUUGGAUCAAAAAGUAACUGGAAUUCAAUCUCCAAAGCCUUGUACAACAAAACGAAUAGAAAGAUUGUAAAUGUAGAUGCCCGAAAUCAUGGAGCCAGUCCAUUCUCAGAUGACAUGUCAUAUGAUCACAUGACUGGAGAUGUCAUCGCGUUGAUGAAGGACCUUGAAAUUAAGAAAGCUGCUGUUAUUGGCCACAGCAUGGGAGGCAGGACAGCAAUGAAUCUGGCUCUAAAUUUUCCAGAUGCUGUAGAAUCCCUUAUUGUCCUCGACAUAUCACCGUUUGGAAUAAGCUCAGAGUUUUCUAAUGUAGUCAAGGUUGUACACGCUUUACAAAAUGUCAAAAUAGAGCCUAAGGUUUCGUUACCAAAAGCAAGACUGAUUGCUGAUCGCCAGUUGUCUUCCACAAUAUCUGACCUUGCAAUGAGGCAAUUUGUGCUCACUCAAUUAUACGAAGACGAAAAUGGAAACUACAAGUGGAGAGCAAAUGUGGAUGUCAUAAAAAGAAAUCUAGAUGAAAAUAUUAUCAAAUUCCCUGUGGAUGAAAGUUUACGGUAUCAUGGUCCAACUUUGUUCAUCACUGGUUUAAAAUCAAACUAUGUCCAGCCGAAGGACCAUGAAGGCAUAAAGAUGCUUUUUCCAAAAGCUGUAAUCAAAUCUGUUGACUCAGGACACUGGCCUCAUGCAGAAAAACCUGCUGAGUUUCUGGCGAUGGCAUCAGAAUUUUUGAACACGCCUCAGUGAUGUCAAGGUGAAAUCGGUGAACUGUGAUCUACCUAGUGAGAAAGUAUUGUGUUACCUUGAAUUUAUAAAUAUUUUCUUGCUUGGUCUUUUAGUUUUCAAAUUGAAAGUGUUAUCUACAACAUAGUUCCUAGUAAUUGGAGUACAGGAGGGAACAAAAGUUAUAAAAAUGGAUUUGUAAGGAGCCGCAAAAUGUUUUGUUUUUUUGAAAUUUGAAUUUGUAGCAUAAAAAUUACCAGAAACAUUUUUAAAACUGGACUAUGGUUUGGAUAGUAUUCAUUCACGAAUGCAUUUUGGAGCAAGCUUCAGUGUCAACAAAAUGAAAGAAUGAUGUAAGGCGACAGUAUCAGUUGUGAUAGUAAUGUUAUUGUAAUAGACCCAGGGGAAAAAAGUGUUGGUCCGGGUCUUCGAGCUUGCUAGCUUGUGGGGUGUAGCAUACCUCUUGAAAUGAUCACACUCUAACUCAAUGUGAUACACCUUAUUGCAAAAAAUAAAUCUAAACACAAACACUCAGAGACGACACAGAUCCCACAAAACAUAAAACUCAACCGCCCAACUAAUUAGGAUCACUCGAGCACUUAUGGCGUCGGACCUCGGUGAUGAAAAUCUAAGACAAGCACGUAAUCGACUGCGCACAGAUGGUAUGCGUUGACGUUUUAUCCUGACAUCUUAUUGCAGCUUUUUGACAGUUGCUUUCAAAGAUUCUGCAAGUCCUUUGUAAGUAGUAAAUGCAUUUUCUGGAGCAGAGCGGGUACUGACGUUCUGCCCACCAGUGGUCGCAGGCUUUUUGAACUUUUGCUCCACAAUCAGAUCCCUUGCCUUUUUAUCAACUUACACAGUACUAUUUAUCAACCCUUUGAUGUAGGCUGUCAGUUGAUCUUUUUGCAUGUCAGGCCUUUUGCAUCUUCUGCCGUAAUCAGCGCGGGGAUCAUCACAAUGAGAUUCUUCAUCAGGGUUCCGGAUUCUUGUUGAAAUCAAUCAAUGAAUAGUCACUUACAGAUGGCAGGAUGAGGGAUCAAACAUGGGGAUUCCUCUUCUUCUCACAGGGAGGCUAUCUUUCUGCCAGGUCCUCUCAUCUGAAUCCUGCAUCGAUGGCCUCCCAGCAGCCCUUUUUUUCCAUCAAGGCUUUUGCUUUGAUGUGCCAUGUGAAAUAAUUGUCGGUGAGCUUAAGUCCUUGUUCUAAACCGUCUCUGCAGCCUUCGAACAUGGUUACUUCUUCCAGACGUGAAGUCGGCUACACUCCUCAGAUUGAAAAGACCAAACUCUCUACCUCAUUGACCGCUUGUUAAACGCAAAACAUCGCAGCUUCACCCGGAAACGUUUCCCUUCGAACGCAAGGAACAUUUCAACCGUAGUCUUGAAAGUUUCAAAUGGUCAUUCUUACGUGGUGUAAACGAUAGGUACAGCCCAAUAACCUGAGCUGGCCAUGCCGCACUACUGCAUACGCAACUUUAUCAAAGUCUGCGAUCACAAGAAAUCUCACUUUGACAUGCGAAACUUAAAUUCAUCAGAUUGAUCGUUGCACCGUUGAUACCCAGAAUAAGAAUUUUGGUAGUAUAUGAAUUUGAAUGAUAGCGACAACCUCUUGAGUAGUUUUGAGAAGUUUGCUAAUGUUGUUUCAACUGAUUAGGAUUAAAGCUCUUUGACUCAUUAGACUUUUGACCAUUGACUUUGUAGGCAUUAAUCGAUGCCUUGUCCACUGAAUCUUUACCGUAACUUUGAUAAUUGUUGGUGACUUUUUGCUUGAUGUACUCACAUUUGUCAGUGGUAAUAGAAUCAAUUACAUCGUUUAAAUGAGCGUAUUUGGGAGGUAGUGCGGCUAAUAGAUUUGACAAGUUUUCAGUUUCAUUUAUUUUGAUUCUGCAAUUCAACAAAUCGUUAAUACAUUUUUAAAAAUCGAGAAAGAAGGGUGCUGGGUCUAGAUUUUCACUGAGUUUCAGCUCCAACAGCCGCCUCCGUUUUUGGACUUGUACUGCCAUAGACUUGGGUUGGGAUGUAGACGUCAGUUUCUCCAACAUUCCCCUUGUGGUUUCUUCAGUACAAAUUAAAUCAAAUAUACUAUUUGACACUGUCGGGACAUGGGUAUCGCGGUAUUGUAUGGCUUUGCUGUAACUACGGCGAUGGGAGAGCAAAAAGGCGAAAAGAAAGAAACAAACGGAGUUCGAACACAAGUGCGUGUAUUCACAAAAAAUAAAGAAAAUCAAACUCGAUAACUGAGCAAAACUGAACUAAAAGAGAAUCAAAACGAAAAAAAAAGAAAUCGGUGAGCGCGGGUCUACACGACUGCUCAGACCCGACUGACUAGUGAAAAAUCGCACUAGGCCCAACAUGGCCGCACUCGAUCCCCUCUUGCUCCUAUUACCCCUCCCUCCGAGCGGGAAUUUUGAAAGUGAUCGCGGUGCUGUACAUCCCCCUCACUUAGUAAGAAGUGCGUCCGCACUUCGAACCACUAACAUUGAAAAAGUUUCAACUGGGAAAGCAAGAAGAAAAAAAAACUCGGCUGGUAGGUUUGGGUGACAGGAGCCUUUGAGGAUUUACAAUUGAAGGUGCUAUUCAAAAGGGUAACAUUUAUGCUGAUGGAUGUGGGACAUCAAGAGGAAUGAGCAUUUAGCCUGGGAAAAAGUUAAUGAUCUCUGAUUAAUUUGACUUAAGAUUAAUUGGUCACAAAAAGUUGUAUUCUGAUGAUCGAAAGAUUUCUUGAUGAAUAUUUCCAGGUAGGCAAGAGAAGUGCUCUGAGUUGAGAUCAUGUAAAAUGCGUUCGUUUGUCCUCCAGUGUUGUCCGGCAUCCAUUAGAUAAUACAGGUUACAGCAAUUUCAUCCCUUUUCUGAAACACAUAAUUUCAGAAAAAAGGUAGUUAAUCACGACAACAAGAGGUUUAUUACAAAUAGGAAAAUGUAUCACAAAAGUUUAGACAUUAUUGCAGAUUUCUGAUAUAAAAUACUUCUUAACAAACAAAGGAACAUUGGCAAGUGACUAUGAAUUUACUGCAGCAGCCGACUCUAAUGCAACGAAAAAAUUCUCAUCAUCUUCGAAACCAGUGAAAAUUGAAGGAGAAAUCACAGGGGUUCUAAUAGAAGAUAGAGUUUUCUGAAGUUCAGUCGAAUCUGAGAGGUUGGCAGAAAUAUGUGAAUUACUAAAUGUGGGAUUGGUGGUUGUUACAAUAGGAGUUGUGAGAAGGUUAAAAUUUGUAUUCAUGCUAGAGCCUGCAGUUGUGAAGAUUGUAUUUUGUUCUGUCGUAGACAUUUUUACACUAUUGUCUCCGUCGAUUUUUCGGUUUCUUUUGACUAAGAGCCACCCAUAUUCAAGAAACCAAACGCACCAUAAUGAGACAUAACCGAGUAAAACUUCGGUACAAAUAUCAUACAGCAGGAAAUGAUAGUAGAAAGUGUUUAGAUCAAAUAAGCAAAUUAAGAUCUGAGAAAGCUAGUUGCAAUAAAUGACUUGGGAAAACAACCAUGCGAUAUUAUCUUGGUACUUGAGAUUCAGAUGGUGAGUGGGGGAAAGGUUGGCCACAUUCGCUUACAAAUAUGUAGGUAUAUGAUGCUGCGGUGUGUCAUGAUAAUGACUCAUGAGUAACAUACCUGUUUUUUUGAAAUUGCUCUUGGGCUGUCGCAGAAUCUUAUCCACAAUUUUCUGAAGUGCUCGUCUUUUGGAAAUGAAUAAAAUCGCACUGAUUCACCUGCUUCACUUUUUAUCGACUGCUUAGUGUUGCAGCCUCGCACUGAACAGUAUUUCUUGUAUCUUUGGAUUGCCAGAUAUCUCCAAUUGCCACUUGUUCCAAUUUAUUUGUAGAAAUAAACAUGAAAAAAGAGACCCCUUUAGUUAAAAGUAACGCAAUCUACACAACAUUCCAAUGUAGCUGCAAUUCAUUGCAAUCAAUCCUACUUUGGCAGUUAAACUCCCUCUUGCAAGAAACCAGAACUUCUCCUGAAGGGCUUGUUGACUGAACAUCCGCUGUUGUCAAUUGGUCACAACAUUAUUUUCCUCUCACCAGUCAUUUUUUCCCCAAAAGUCAUUUUUUAUUCUCUUGCCUCUUUAUUCUUUGAUGAUGAUUCUCUGGAUUAUGAUGUAUAAUUUCUUAUCACAAUUACAUGUAGUCAAGAUUACACGUAGAACAUGACUGAAAAUCUGCAAGGAAACCUGUUGCAAUUUGUUGAGUUAUUUGCAGAGGGAAGAUACACCGUCAAUCAAAUAAUAAAAUAUAGGUUGCACUUUACUUCACUUUAUUAAUGAAUCUUUACUUUAUUCUAAAAGCAAGCGCACAGCAUUAGCUGGCCGUGUAGGGAGUGUGCAACCAUGGCGGCUGUUGAGAGAGUAACAGAGAGUUACAGUCGCAGUGAGACUGGGCACAUAUCAAUCUACCAUCUAAUCUAUUAUCAGCUAAUCUAACAAUGUAAAACUUGAACUGCUUCAUUACUACAAAUGGCUAGGGAGUGGCAGAUACAUUUCAAGUUGCUUAUUCCAGGAAAGUUUGCUUGGAGCCUUGAUGACACAGAAUUGUGCUCUCCUUGCAUUGUUUUACAGCCAUCUAAGCCAAAGCCAAUCAGGUUUUCAAGAUUGACUUUUUCAGAGCGAAAAGAGGACAUGAUCGUGUUAUAAAGAUGGUUAGCUGUCGCUCCCUCGAAGGCAACCUCAGGGCGAUCUUCAGUGAUCACUCUCCAAAGAUCCCAGAAGCUACUAACAAUCCGGCGACAGUGUUCGUUGAAAUAUCGAACACCAAUGCAAAUAUUUUGAUUGCAACUAAUGUCAGUGGACUCAUCAGCUAUUAGAGAAAAUUUGUUGGUGUUGAACUGUUCAGCUAAGGCCAAGCUACGGCUAUGACAAGGUGCAAGGACACUCCUGAUUACACCGGCUAGUUUUGUUCUUUUCAGAUGAACAUCUUGGCAAAUUCUUGAGUCUGGAAAGCAAUCCUUCAUUAAGUCAAUGAGAUGAUCAGAGAUUUUUCACUGCCCUGUCAUGGGUUGGUUCUACUUCUGGGUCCUCCUCUGAAGGAUCGGGUCUUUGACAAACGGAGAGCAGCAUUCCCUCAUUUAGUAAAUGCUUACAGCUCCUCUUAUGCACUUUAAGAGAUUUGGUUUCAGCAUUGAAAGUUUCCUCGCAAAGUCUGCAAAAUGCUUUGAAGGGACUACUGUCUACUGAACUGAUCCAUCUUGCAAACUGUGCAUUCAACUCCCACUCUUUCCGAUACUUUUGCUUUCGGUGCUUCUUAGUUUGUGGUUCCCCUGAAUCCGGGCUGUCCGCUGAAGGAAUGUGACUUACGGGUACAAUUUCUUCAAAACAUUCUACUUACGCCCGCUUUUUCAGAGGUCUAGUAGAAAAUGCAAUGUUGACAUUGCUUCAAGGAUGACACGAUUUGUCAGUACGUGGAACUGCAUUGGGUGCUUGAUUUGUCAUAACAUUUAUAGAUGAAUUAUUGAUGUUAUCUUUUCUGGAAUCAAAUUUUUGGUUUGAUUUAGGGGUUGUCUUUCUUGAAUGGACCUGAUUGAUUAGACCUACAUGUUGGUCUUUUUAAAAAUGUUUCUUAACAUAAUCUUAGAAUUCUACAAACACUUUUGGGGAGGUAUGCUAUUA
Molecule: messenger RNA, 6910 nt
Organism: Bemisia tabaci
Lineage: Eukaryota; Metazoa; Arthropoda; Insecta; Hemiptera; Aleyrodidae
Product: sn-1-specific diacylglycerol lipase ABHD11
Biological process (GO): lipid metabolic process
Cellular component (GO): mitochondrion
Molecular function (GO): carboxylic ester hydrolase activity
Source: RefSeq, a predicted model, not a curated record